AAAAACAAAACAAACGAGACUUAAGUGUGGUAAGAAAAAGAACUGUCAAAACACAACUUUUUGUUCUGACUUCUGUUCUUUCUCUUCCGCAGUGACUAACAAAACAAAACUUAGACGAAUAACCCAACCCUAAAGGCAAAAUCAAUCAUGUAUCAGGAAUAUCUCAAUCAUCUACACGUAUCUAUCGCUCCAUUAUCAUCUGACGAAUUAAAAGACUUACUAAACGAUGAUGACAAAUUGGACGAGAAAGUCGACGAAGUCCUCGAAACUCUUCGUGCCCAAAAAGAGAGUCUGCUUACAGAUAAUCGCAGCAGAGCUGAAAGCAACAUCGAAAAGGAACCAAUUCUAAUUGAACUUCGUGGAAAAGUCAACGAACUCUUAGAAGAAGGUAAAACGCGAUGUGCAUCGGUUCAGGAGAAAUUAUCACAAAUCAAAACCAAGUCUGGCAAUGUAAGUCAAGAAACUGCCUUAGCUUUAUUGCAAACUGCUGCCGCAGAAAGUGAAGAAGAAUCUGAAAAACUUGUCAAAGAUUUUAUAGAAAACGAUCUGGGUCUGGAAGGUUUCCUCGAAACGUUCCUUACGACGCGCAAGAAGAUGCAUUUAAGAAAAUUCAAAGCAGAGAAGAUGUCAGAGUUGAUGCGGCCACAAAAUCAAAGAAGUUCAAUGUAUAACAACUUGCCAUCGACUGGAUUUUAUCCUCAAGCACUCCCACAGUCACAAGUGCCAUAUCCCUUGGGACCGAUGAUGCCAAUGCCUAGGCCUUACUAGAAAACCUGCAAUGCUAAUGGCAAUGUUUCAAAGUGACAUGCAUUGUAAUUUAUUUAUAAUCUAUGUAUAUUAGCGGAAGAAAAAUCUGGUCGCCGAUUCUUUUUUUAUGUUAUCCCGAUCAAAUCGUAAUUCUUGUAAUAAAAUUUAUUUACCUCCUAAA
Messenger RNA from Eupeodes corollae, 928 nucleotides. RefSeq names its product vacuolar protein sorting-associated protein 37C (gene Vps37B). Gene Ontology annotation, cellular component: ESCRT I complex. Bases 148 to 768 code for a protein of 206 amino acids. The transcript is spliced from 2 exons. NCBI's taxonomy places the organism in Eukaryota, Metazoa, Arthropoda, Insecta, Diptera, Syrphidae. The record is from RefSeq and is a predicted model, not a curated record. Gene Ontology annotation, biological process: protein targeting to membrane; protein targeting to vacuole; ubiquitin-dependent protein catabolic process via the multivesicular body sorting pathway.